This is a messenger RNA of Dipodomys ordii (Ord's kangaroo rat), 649 nucleotides long. It is a transcript of the gene S100b, whose product is annotated as S100 calcium binding protein B. The record is from RefSeq and is a predicted model, not a curated record. Bases 10 to 291 code for a protein of 93 amino acids. Gene Ontology annotation, molecular function: S100 protein binding; calcium ion binding; RAGE receptor binding. NCBI's taxonomy places the organism in Eukaryota, Metazoa, Chordata, Mammalia, Rodentia, Heteromyidae. Gene Ontology annotation, cellular component: nucleus; cytoplasm. The transcript is spliced from 2 exons. Gene Ontology annotation, biological process: positive regulation of canonical NF-kappaB signal transduction; positive regulation of cell population proliferation.
GUCCCCAGGAUGUCUGAGCUGGAGAAGGUGCUGGUUGCCCUCCUUGACGUCUUCCACCAGUACUCUGGAAGGGAAGGUGACAAGCACAAGCUGAAGAAGUCUGAACUGAAGGCCCUCAUCAACAGUGAGCUCUCCCACUUCCUGGAGGUGAAAAUCAAAGAGCAGGAGGUUGUGGACAAAGUCAUGGAAACACUGGAUGAAGAUGGAGAUGGAGAAUGUGACUUUCAGGAAUUUAUGGCCUUUAUUGCUAUGGUGACCACUGCCUACCAUGAGUUCUUUGAACAUGAGUGAGAUAAAGAACCACGCUGUUCCUGCACCAGAGAUGAAGUUCAUAGCAGGAACCCAAGCACAAAGGCUUUCAGGCUUAUCAGACCCAAACUCUCCAGCCAUAUGUAGCUAAUUAGGAGGCUUGAUGUGCUAUGUGAAAAUUUGAAACUCCCUUCCCAAAGUCUGUUUUAAAUUGCUGCAACAUUGUAUCUGCUGUAGCAGCCAUUUGUAUAAGCUGACUGGUCCCAAGGACUGAGCAUUGUGUCAGUCGUAAAGCAUAUGCUAUACAGGCAACCAUAGCUCUGCGGAACACUAACCCAGAAAGGACAAACCGAUCAACUACCAAAAGCAACCCUGCGAAGUAGCAGCCUAAAAUCGUGAC